AUGUCUGAGGAUGUGAAGAUGAAGUUCUUUGCACUACCGUUGUUUGUCCGCGACCCGACGGUAUCAGCCGAAGAUUCGUAUUCUCAAUCAGCUCGGGUCAAACUUUAUUCACAUGAUGCAUCAUCCCAAGAAGACAGCGACAUAUUCCAGUUCCUAGAGUUGAAAGCCCCGUCAGAAAUGGGCGCCAAGUCUGGAGGUCUGCAUGUACACUACACGGACGGCCAAGCUGAGGCAAGGCUGGCUCCGUCAUACGGGCCAACAGCGUUUGCUCGCGCAGCCUCUUUUGUCCUGCAUGACGGGUGUCUUGAUCGGCUCCCCGGACUUCGAUCGCUUUCUUCCGAUCGAGCGACCGCAUGGCCAAAAGACUCGAUUCGGUGCCCAACUCCGGAAUCCAUCACAUCGGCGUUAUUCUUCUAG
Molecule: messenger RNA, 417 nt
Organism: Penicillium oxalicum
Lineage: Eukaryota; Fungi; Ascomycota; Eurotiomycetes; Eurotiales; Aspergillaceae
Exons: 3
Coding region: 1-417 (138 amino acids)
Source: RefSeq, a predicted model, not a curated record